AUGAGCGAGGUGACGCGGCGACCUGCGCCGAGUCAGGGCGAUGAGAGGUCGAAACCGCCCGCACCGUCGGUCGAGGCUGCUGUGGAGCCCCGGCCCAUGUCCUCUCCGUUCCUGUGCAUGAUUCAAGGCAUCCUUCAUUCUCUCAACUUUGCCAUCGUCCUGCGCGUCCUGAUUGGGAGCCCAGCCUGCCGUGCCAAUGUCUGGAACUGCAUCUUGUUAAAUGGUUGUCUCUUCCUGGGCUCUCUGGGUCUCUACCAUUUCUGUACCUGGCCACUGAUUCAAUACAUUCUUUAUCCAGUACCUUCAGAUGACUUGGAUGCGAGCGAGGAACAGCCCAUCCCCCCAUGGCCAGCUGCCGAGUUUUUCCUCUUUGGCAUGUUUCAAAUUUUAUGGGUAGUGCCCAUGUUCAUCUUGACCAAAGUGCUCAACGCCAUUUAUUGCCAGGUACGCCAACGUUACGAUAGCUUGAAGAACAAGGUCCUGAUCGACCUUUACGCCAGCGUGCUCAAUUGGAUGGGCAUGGUGCUGGCUGAUCUGACGUUUAGCACAACCAUGCAACUGCUUAUGCUGCUUCAAGCCUCAGCCAUGGCCUUUAUUCCAACCAUAGGACCCGUUCUAUGUUUUAUAUACACGUGUUGGAUCACGAGUCUGUAUUGCUUUGAGUACUCCUGGAUCAGCGCCGGCUGGUCGCUGCAGAAGCGUGUCACCUACUUUGAAGAGCACUGGGCUUACUUUCUCGGCUUUGGGCUGGCCUACACGACCGCGACCUAUUUCCUAAGCUUUCUCGUGUCCACAGGCACCUUCGCUUUGCUGUUUCCCUUCCUCCUCAUCAUUGCCACCAGUGCAGAGCCGACCGCCCACGACGACACAACCACCAUUGCCAUCCUACUUCCAGGCCGGAUCGCCAUUUGCUGGCCUACGCGACCCCUGACCCACCGAGUCUUGCUGCGCCUCAUUCCCUCCAAACGGAUCAAGCAACAAAUGGCCCACAUUUAA
Monosiga brevicollis MX1 is the source of this 996-nucleotide messenger RNA. RefSeq lists its product as uncharacterized. Lineage: Eukaryota; Choanoflagellata; Craspedida; Salpingoecidae. The record is from RefSeq and is a predicted model, not a curated record. The transcript has 6 exons. Bases 1 to 996 code for a protein of 331 amino acids. Gene Ontology annotation, biological process: macroautophagy. Gene Ontology annotation, cellular component: endoplasmic reticulum.